AACAAAAAUAACAGAGAUGACGUGACUCUGGAUUUGAGCGCAACAUUGAUAACUUCAAAAACCUUCUUUCGUUCAUCCCAAAAUGUCGAUAUGUCGUUUAAGAACUGCUACUCUAAAUUAAUUUAGAUUAAUUUCCUUCACAAGUCAUGAUAUAUGUAUUGUAAAUGUACUGUGACUAUACAACUGCCCCAUUAUCGGACAUAUUCGUUUUAUGCUACGCUCAACCGUUGUUCCCACAGUGGAAUCGGGGGCCAAUUUAAACGACGUACAAUAUUACGUCACUUCCGUAAACAGGGAUAUUUAGCAUCUAGCUAUUUAAUUGGUUUCUACUUGUUAAAUUACACGCAGCAUGUACACGACAAAGAUACGCGAGAUAAAAACAAGGAAAGCGGGGUUUUAUUUUUUAAUCGCGAGUUGCUGUAGUCUGGGUUUGUCAGGUUGACGUCUCCGCGUUGCCUCCUCAUCCUCCUCCUCCAGCCCUGCGUCGUGCCGUGCCGGCCGGGCCGUGCUGUGAAUGUGACGGGGGUGGGAGGCGAGUUGUUUGGGGAUGGUGGGCUUGGGUAUCGCGUCUCUAGGCUCGGCUCCUGCACAUCCUGCUAGCAUACUGUCACCCGCCCGCAUCCAGUAUCGAUUGUUGCCAAGAAGAAUGAAAAAAUAGCGAUUAUCGUCGCGGCAACUUCUUACGUUGGUAAAUAAGUGGGAUUCAUAACUGCUGUUGUCAUCGCUGCAGUGAGGAGAUUUUUUUCCUGAGCUUUUCUUGGUAAACAUAAGGCCUGUCAGUUGAUCGGUUCCACGGGUUUAUGUGGGGGAUUAUUGUGAAAAGAUGAUCUAAACACGACAAUAGACAUCUUAACUCAUGUGUUCGUUAUCAGCCAGAGACAAGGCGCGUGUGGGUUCUCUUGGUGCACAUCGUGUGUUUGUGUUGAGAUGUUAAAGCUAGCUUUAGCAGCAACAGCUUGGCAUCUGUAUCGCUACAAUUUUGUUACACUGCCAUGUUAAAUUAGCACACGUCCCCUCCGAUGAGAGUGAGUAGCUAUGGCCGAACAAGACGUUUGUCCUCAUCUGGAUUCCAUAGGAGAGGUAACCAAGGAGGACCUCCUCCAAAAAUCCAAGGGAACUUGCCAGUCUUGCGGAGCUGGGGGCCCGAACCUGUGGGCCUGUCUGCAGAGUGACUGCCCAUAUGUUGGUUGUGGAGAGUCCUUCUCCGAUCACAGCACGCUGCAUGCACAGGCUGAGAAGCACAACCUGACUGUGAACCUGACGACGUUCAGGAUCUGGUGUUAUGUGUGUGAGCGGGAGGUGUUUUUGGAGCACAGGCCUGCUCUGCUGCCGGUACCUGCAGCUCCCCACCACUGUAAAGCCACGGAGCAGGAAGCAGCUCCUCAGCCAGUAAGUCACCCACUAAAAGCAGUGCCAAUUGCUGUGGCAGAAGAAGAAGGUUCAGAGUCAGAGGAUGAUGACCUUAAACCCAGAGGCUUGACAGGAAUGAAAAAUAUUGGGAACUCCUGCUACAUGAAUGCGGCUCUUCAAGCCCUGUCCAACUGUCCUCCUCUCACUCAGUUCUUCCUGGACUGCAGUGGAUUGGUCCGCACCGAUAAGAAGCCUGCUCUCUGCAAGAGCUACCAGAAACUCGUCUCAGAACUCUGGCAUAAAAAACGGCCCAGCUAUGUCGUGCCUACCAGUGUGUCUCAUGGCAUCAAACUAGUAAACCCCAUGUUUCGUGGUUACGCUCAGCAGGUAGGGGCAAGCAGCCAGCAGGACACCCAGGAGUUCCUGCGCUGUCUGAUGGACCAGUUACACGAAGAGCUGAAGGAGCCUCUGACAGAGUGCAGCAUGAGCAGGGAGGGAAGUGACGGCGAGGAGAUAAGAGACGGAGAGCGCUCGCCGUCUGAGGAUGAUUUCCUGUCCUGUGACUCUGGCUCCAGCAGUGACCGUGGGGAGGGAGGGGCAGCGGGUGACGGCGAGCUGCUCCUGCAGGAUGUGUGUGACGGGGUCAGGUCACUGGCGGGAGGGAUAGUGGGCAUCGGUACCGGUGGGGUGAUCUCAGAGAAGGAGAAGCUGAAGGAAAGGAGGGUAUCUGGCUCACCCCUCCAUGGAGGCUCGCAAGAGAUGGAUGAGGACGCUGAUGUAGAUACGGCAGCGGAGGACAGGGUUCCUGAGAGGGGAGAGGAAGAGGAGUCAACGCCAACUGCAAACCCUGAGGUCCAAAGCCAAGAGAACAACCAGUUAUCUGAUACUGGGCAAGGGCAAGACCACAGCAGCAACCCCUCAGAGCCAGACAAUGAAGCGUCAAUGAACCAGCCCCAGUCCACUCCCUGCAGUCCUGUGCGAACCAUUCAGGAGCUGCAUCCCAAACUGUCGUCCAGUCCACCUCGCUCCAGCCCCCUCCGCUCAGCCGGACCGGUGUACUCCUUCAAAAAAGCUCAGCUGCAGCUCAGUGCCAGGAAGAAGAAACAGUGUCUCUAUCGCAGCGUGAUCUCGGACAUCUUCGACGGCUCCAUCCUCAGUCUGGUCCAGUGUUUAACCUGUGACCGGGUCUCUACUACAGUGGAAACCUUCCAAGACUUGUCCCUCCCUAUUCCUGGGAAAGAGGACUUGGCCAAGCUCCACGCAUCCAUACACCAGAACCUUCCAGUCAAGACAGGCUUGAAUCCCGACAUUUAUGGCUCGCAGGGCUGGAUCUCCUUCCUAAUGGACUCCAUACGCCGGUUCGUAGUCUCGUGUAUCCCCACUUGGUUCUGGGGGCCCAUGGUGACGCUGGAGGACUGCCUCGCCGCCUUCUUUGCUGCAGAUGAACUCAAAGGGGACAACAUGUACAGCUGUGAGAGAUGUAAAAAGUUGAGAAAUGGUGUCAAAUAUUGCAAAGUACUUAGACUUCCCGAGAUUCUGUGCAUUCACCUGAAGCGCUUCCGGCACGAGGUCAUGUAUUCGUUCAAGAUUAGCAGUCACGUGUCCUUCCCGUUGGAGGGCCUCGACAUGCGGCCUUUCCUGGCCAAAGACAGUCCGUCCCAAGUCACCACUUACGAUCUGCUGUCGGUCAUAUGUCACCAUGGCACUGCAGGAAGUGGGCACUACAUAGCUUACUGUCAGAAUGUGAUCAAUGGCCAGUGGUAUGAGUUCGAUGACCAGUAUGUGACGGAGGUCCAUGAGACGGUGGUGCAGAAUGCAGAGGCCUACGUGUUGUUCUAUAGGAAAAGUAGCGAGGAGUCGGUGAGAGAGAGGCAGAAGGUUGUGGCUCUGGCCAACAUGAAGGAGCCCAGCCUGCUGCAGUUCUACAUCUCCAGAGAAUGGCUGAACAAGUUCAACACCUUCGCCGAACCAGGACCCAUCAGCAACCACACGUUUCUCUGUCAGCACGGAGGGAUCCCACCUAAUAAAUACCACUACAUAGACGACCUGGUUGUGAUUGUUCCCCAGAACGUGUGGGAGUACCUUUACAACAGUUUUGGAGGCGGCCCCGCAGUCAACCACCUGUAUAUGUGUGCCAUCUGCCAGGUGGAGAUUGAAGCUCUGGCUAAACGCAGGAAAACAGAAAUAGACACCUUCAUCAAGCUGAACAAAGAGUUUCAGGCUGAAGAGGCUCCGACGGUGAUCCUGUGCAUCAGCAUGCAGUGGUUCAGAGAGUGGGAGAGUUUUGUGAAGGGCAAAGACAAUGAGCCACCUGGGCCCAUCGACAACAGUAAAAUCUGUGUUAUGAAAGGAGGGCACAUACAACUCAAGCAAGGUGCAGACUAUGGUCAGAUCUCGGAGGAGACGUGGCAGUACUUGUUGGGUAUUUAUGGCGGAGGCCCUGAGAUCGCAGUGAGACAGACCGUGGCACCGGCUGACCCGGACAGCCUUCAUGGAGAAAGGAAGAUCGAGGCAGAAACCAGAGCACUUUGAGAAAAAACAGAGGUCUUCUGAUUCCCCUUUUCCACUCCUGCCCUCGCAGGAACCUGAGGAAUUUGCACCUUGGUGAAGAAGCCUCGUCGUGAGCACUUUGUAAAUGUAGCAAGGCACUAUUCUGAAGCCGUGUCGCAAGAGGGCGAAGCGGUACUUAAAUAUCACGUAGUUUAUUUAUUGAAUAACUCUGAUCCUUAAUGUUAAGGUGUAAAAAAAAAAAUAAAACGUUGUGUCACA
Molecule: messenger RNA, 4119 nt
Organism: Anarrhichthys ocellatus (wolf-eel)
Lineage: Eukaryota; Metazoa; Chordata; Actinopteri; Perciformes; Anarhichadidae
Gene: usp20
Product: ubiquitin specific peptidase 20
Exons: 24
Coding region: 1036-3882 (948 amino acids)
Biological process (GO): protein deubiquitination
Molecular function (GO): cysteine-type deubiquitinase activity; zinc ion binding
Source: RefSeq, a predicted model, not a curated record